GGAGGAGAGUGCAGGAGAAUAGAAAGAAUAAUAAAAAAAAAAGAAAAAGUAAGCAGAGAAACCAAGAAGAAAGGAUGCUGCUGCAGCCGAGCUUCUGACUUCUGAGGAGUUGAAGUUCAGAGAUGACUGAGCUGCAGCAUCUUCGUAUUAGACUCUGAGCAUCUCCAGUGUGUGUGUGUGUGUGUGUGUGAGUGUGUGUGAAGCUAUGGCGAGCGCUCAGCCGGGGGUCCAUGCCUUGAAACUCCGGCCUCCCUCGGUCUCACACACCCUGAGGAACGGAAGCAACUUGAUGAAAUGGGACGAGGACUUAUCUACUGUCACUCCAGUGACUCUACAUGUGGAUCCACAUGGAUUUUAUCUCUACUGGACCGACCAGAACAAGGACACAGAACUGUUGGACCUCACCUUCGUGAGGGAUGUCAGAACGGGUAGAAGCACCAAAACAGCUAAGGAAGCUAAGCUGAGGGAGCUGCUCGAUGUUGGAAACCUCGUUGGGCGGCUAGAGAACCGCAUGGUUACCGUGGUUACCGCCUCAGACCUCGUAAAUGUUAGCCAACUUAACUUCAUCGCUUCACAGGAGGACGAAGCCAAGUUGUGGUGUGAGGACCUGUUUUCUCUGUCUUCCAACCUGUUGAGCUACAAUCUCAACAGAGACCACAGUCUGCUGAAGGGGUACGUCAGAUUAACCCUUCAGCCCAACGCAGAAGGAAGGAUUCCUGUCAAAAACAUUGUUCGACUGUUUUCAUCAGACAGAAAAAGAGUCGAGAAUGCCCUGGAGAGCUGCAAACUGCCCUAUGGACGGGGUGACAGUAUCAAACUGGAGGACUUUACUCUUGAUGUUUACCGAAACUUCUUGGACAGUCUGUGCCCUCGCUCUGAGCUCAACAACAUCUUCAAGAUGCAAGGAGGUGGUGGAGGGACAAUAUCGAUCGAUCAGAUGACAGAAUUUAUCAACAGCAAGCAGAGAGACCCGAGGCUCAAUGAAAUCCUCUACCCUCCUCUUCGCCCCACACAGACACACUCUCUGAUGGAAAGAUACCAACAAGACCAAGCACAACUGAAACAAGGUGUGAUAUCUCUCCAGGCUUUUUCCAGUUAUCUGUCCAGUGAUGAGAACGGAGUCAUCCCACCCGAGAAACUGGAUCAGUCUGAAGACAUGAGCUUCCCUCUGUCUCACUAUUUUAUCAAGUCAUCUCAUAAUACAUACCUCACAGCGGGCCAGCUGGCAGGCAGCUCCUCAGUAGAGAUGUACAGGCAGGUGUUGCUGGCAGGGUGCCGUUGUGUUGAAUUAGAUGUGUGGAAAGGACGAACAGCUGAAGAGGAACCUGUCAUAACCCAUGGCUUCACCAUGACAUCAGAAAUCUCUUUUAAGGAGGUGAUUGAAGCCAUUGCAGAGUGCGCCUUCAAGACUUCACCUUUCCCCGUCAUACUUUCAUUUGAAAACCAUGUAGACUCCUUGAAGCAACAGGCUAAAAUGGCUGAAUAUUGUCGAACCAUUUUUGGAGACGCACUCCUAAUUGAUCCACUGGACAAAUACCCUCUGGAACAUGGUGUCCCCCUGCCCAGUCCUCAGGAGCUGAUGGGCAAAAUCCUCAUCAAGAAUAAGAAAUCUCACAAACCUUCCAACGACACGGACACCAAGAGACUAAUUGACCAGCCUGUCAAUCAGAGCAACGAACCGGUGUCUCCUAGCAACCACACGGGAGAGAUGGAGGCUGAGAGUGAGGAGGAGGAUGAUGACGAAGAUGACGAUGGUAAAAAGGGUUCUGCAGAGCGAGAGGCAGUGGCCACAGAAGAAAUGUCAACUCUUGUAAAUUAUGUCCAACCAACCAAGUUCAACUCAUUCGAAGCAUCAAAGAAGGCAGCACGCUGUUACCACAUGUCGUCUUUUGUGGAGACCAAGGCUUUGGAGCACCUCACAAAGUCACCAGUGGAGUUUGUGGAAUAUAACAAAUCCCAGCUGAGUCGAAUUUACCCCAAAGGAACCAGAGUGGACUCGUCAAACUUCAUGCCUCAGCUUUUCUGGAAUGCUGGAUGUCAACUGGUGGCUCUCAACUACCAAAAUAUUGAUUUGUCCAUGCAGCUGAACCUCUUCAUGUUUGAGUACAAUGGUCGGAGCGGCUACAGACUGAAACCGGAGUUCAUGAGGCGUCCGGACAAACACUUUGACCCGUUCACAGAAAACACGGUGGACGGCAUUGUUGCUAAUACUCUCUCUGUGAAGGUGAUUUCUGGGCAGUUUCUGACUGAACGAAGGGUGGGGGUGUAUGUAGAGGUGGAAAUGUUUGGACUUCCUGUAGACACCAGGAGGAAAGCUCUGAAGACUAAAACCUCACAAAACAACAAUGCCAUCAAUCCAGUGUGGGACGAAGAGCCUAUCGUCUUCAAGAAGGUGAUUCUUCCCACAUUGGCCUCUCUGAGAAUUGCUGCUUUUGAGGAAGGAGGGAAGUUUAUCGGCCAUCGAAUAAUCCCGGUGUCUGCAAUCAGACCAGGUUAUCGUUACAUCGGCUUGAGGAACGAGAAAAAUCAGUGUCUAAUUUUGCCAGCCAUCUUUGUUUACAUUGAAGUGAAGGACUAUGUUCCAGAUACUUUUGCAGAUGUGAUCGAGGCUCUGUCCAACCCAAUACGAUACGUCAACCUCCUGGAGCAGAGGUCCAAACAGCUGGCAGCCCUGACUCUGGAGGACGGCGAGGAAGAGACUCAGAAUGAGGACGAGGUGGAUAACAGCGCAGAGCGUAAAAACGAGCACAGACCCGCUCCACUGGAAAAUGGACUCAGUCCCACUUCUGGUCCAGCAGGCCACACCCCCAUCGCUAUGACACCAAAAGCCUCUGCAGCCAAUCAGCAAGCAGCAGCAACAGACGGAGGCAAACCAGCAGCAGCAAAGACCGAAGACCUGGUUUUAGGUGUUUUAAUUGACACACCGGCAUGCACCUUAGAGAGCCUGCAGCAGUCCAAGCUUUACCAGAAAGAGCAGAGACGUCAGUUUAAAGAGCUGAAGGAGCUGGUGAGGAGACACCAGAAGAAAACCUCUGAGCUUCUCCGAGAGUUCAGCAACAAGUACAAGAAGCUGGCCAGACAGUGUAGCAAGAGCAGGAGUUUAGGUUCAGACGUUGAGAAAGAGGAGCGUCUGCAGCAGCUGAAAGAUGAGCAGCAGCAGCAGCUUCUGGCUCUAAGGCAGGAACAGUACUACAGUCAGAAGUAUCUGCAGAAAGAACACAUUAAAAUGUUGACAGAGCGACUGACUAGUUUGGCAGAGGAGAAUCACAACAUCCAGAUGAAGAAACUCAAAGACAUCUGUGACAAGGAGAAGAAGGAGCUGAAGAGGCAAAUGGAUCGAAGGAGGACUGAGAAGAUCAACCAAGCGAAGACUAAAGAGAAACAUCUGGCUGAGGAGGAGAAAAUAGAGAUCAAUAAAUCAUAUGUCAACGAGGUGGUUCAGAAUAUUAAACGGCUGGAGGAGACUCAGGCGAAGCGUCACGAUCAGCUGGUGGAGCAGCACAAUGAGCUCCUGCAAGAGAUACAAGACCAGAAACCAAAGUUGCAGGCAGUCGUGGAUUCAGAGUUUCAAGAGAAGUUUCAGCGUUUGCCUGGAGAGAUUCACGACUUCCUGCAGGACAGGAAGAUGGAAGGCAGAGCUCGCAGCAAGUCCCGUCCGACAAGUCUGCACGAAGCUCUGUCAGAGGAGGACUGAGGGGAAAUGAUGCUCUGGAAAAUGUGAAACAAAGAAGAAUGAAGCUGUAAGGACAAGACAGUAAGACGCAC
Messenger RNA from Nematolebias whitei (Rio pearlfish), 3765 nucleotides. Its product is annotated as 1-phosphatidylinositol 4,5-bisphosphate phosphodiesterase beta-1. Lineage: Eukaryota; Metazoa; Chordata; Actinopteri; Cyprinodontiformes; Rivulidae. The transcript is spliced from 32 exons. Gene Ontology annotation, biological process: lipid catabolic process; memory; phosphatidylinositol-mediated signaling. Gene Ontology annotation, cellular component: nuclear speck; cytoplasm. Gene Ontology annotation, molecular function: calcium ion binding; calmodulin binding; phosphatidylinositol-4,5-bisphosphate phospholipase C activity. Bases 206 to 3694 code for a protein of 1162 amino acids. The record is from RefSeq and is a predicted model, not a curated record.